Molecule: messenger RNA, 1659 nt
Organism: Myotis davidii
Lineage: Eukaryota; Metazoa; Chordata; Mammalia; Chiroptera; Vespertilionidae
Gene: EHD1
Product: EH domain containing 1
Exons: 5
Coding region: 2-1549 (515 amino acids)
Biological process (GO): endosomal transport; clathrin-dependent synaptic vesicle endocytosis
Cellular component (GO): cytoplasm; presynaptic membrane; clathrin-coated pit
Molecular function (GO): protein binding; calcium ion binding; molecular adaptor activity
Source: RefSeq, a predicted model, not a curated record
CAUGGUGGCCGAGGGGCUGCGGCAGCUGUACUCGCAGAAGCUGCUGCCCCUGGAGGAGCACUACCGCUUCCACGAGUUCCACUCGCCGGCGCUGGAGGAUGCGGACUUCGACAACAAGCCGAUGGUGCUGCUCGUGGGCCAGUACAGCACGGGCAAGACCACCUUCAUCCGGCACUUGAUCGAGCAGGACUUCCCGGGGAUGCGCAUCGGGCCCGAGCCCACUACCGACUCCUUCAUCGCGGUCAUGCACGGCCCCACCGAGGGCGUGGUGCCGGGUAACGCGCUCGUCGUGGACCGGCGGCGGCCCUUCCGCAAGCUCAAUGCCUUCGGCAACGCCUUCCUCAACAGGUUCAUGUGCGCCCAGCUGCCCAACCCGGUCUUGGAUAGCAUAAGCAUCAUCGACACGCCCGGGAUCCUGUCCGGGGAGAAACAGCGCACCAGCAGAGGGUAUGACUUCGCGGCUGUCCUGGAGUGGUUUGCCGAGCGGGUCGACCGCAUCAUCCUGCUCUUUGAUGCCCACAAGCUGGACAUCUCCGACGAGUUCUCCGAAGUCAUCAAGGCCCUCAAGAACCACGAGGACAAGAUGCGGGUGGUGCUGAACAAGGCCGACCAGAUCGAGACCCAGCAGCUGAUGCGGGUGUACGGGGCCCUCAUGUGGUCCCUGGGGAAGAUCAUCAACACUCCCGAGGUGGUCAGGGUCUACAUCGGCUCCUUCUGGUCCCACCCCCUCCUCAUCCCCGACAACCGCAAGCUCUUUGAGGCCGAGGAGCAGGACCUCUUCAAGGACAUCCAGUCUCUGCCCCGGAACGCUGCCCUCAGGAAGCUCAACGACCUGAUCAAGAGGGCCAGGCUGGCCAAGGUUCACGCCUACAUCAUCAGCUCCCUCAAGAAGGAGAUGCCCAAUGUCUUCGGUAAAGAGAGCAAGAAGAAAGAGCUGGUGAACAACCUGGGAGAGAUCUACGCCAAGAUCGAGCGGGAGCAUCAGAUCUCCCCUGGCGACUUCCCAAGCCUCCGCAAGAUGCAGGAACUGCUGCAGAGCCAAGACUUCACCAAGUUCCAGGCCUUGAAGCCCAAGCUGCUGGACACAGUGGACGACAUGCUGGCCAACGACAUCGCCCGGCUGAUGGUGAUGGUGCGCCAGGAGGAGUCCCAGAUGCCCUCGCAGGUCGUCAAGGGCGGUGCCUUCGACGGCACCAUGAAUGGGCCCUUCGGGCACGGCUACGGCGAGGGGGCCGGGGAAGGCAUAGAUGACAUCGAGUGGGUAGUAGGCAAGGACAAGCCCACCUAUGACGAGAUCUUCUACACACUGUCGCCCGUCAAUGGCAAGAUCACGGGCGCCAACGCCAAGAAGGAGAUGGUGAAGUCCAAGCUGCCCAAUACGGUGCUGGGGAAGAUCUGGAAGCUGGCCGAUGUGGACAAGGACGGGCUGCUGGACGACGAGGAGUUUGCCCUGGCCAACCACCUCAUCAAAGUCAAGCUGGAGGGCCAUGAGCUGCCCGCCGACCUCCCCCCACACCUGAUCCCACCCUCCAAGCGGAGGCUCGAGUGACCAGCCGGCCCCGUGCGUCCAGCCAGCAGAGACGGGGGGCGGGGAGGGUCGCCGGUUCUCGAGGUCCAUAAAGACUGAGUGGCUGUCUCCUCGGCUCUUGAAAAGGAAAA